Molecule: messenger RNA, 948 nt
Organism: Pistacia vera
Lineage: Eukaryota; Viridiplantae; Streptophyta; Magnoliopsida; Sapindales; Anacardiaceae
Exons: 5
Coding region: 122-640 (172 amino acids)
Source: RefSeq, a predicted model, not a curated record
UUCUCUUCUUCACCUAAUCGCCUUUUCACUUUCAUUCAUACCAAAAUAUUUAGGCAUUCUUUCUCUCUUUAGCGCUUUCUUUCGAUUCAUCGUUCAGGGAUAAGAAGAUAAUCCGGUCAAGAUGGAUGAUUUCUCAGCAACGUCAGGGGAUUCGUCAUCCACUUCUACGUCGUCUUCAUUGUCAAUAUUUACGAAUUACCCUCUCCUUUCAGCUCUUGUGUCCUUUGUUAUCGCCCAAUCUAUCAAGUUCUUCACCUGCUGGUACAAGGAAAGACGAUGGGAUCUAAAGCAACUUAUUGGAUCUGGUGGAAUGCCAUCAUCCCAUUCUGCAACUGUUACUGCUCUUGCUUUGGCCAUUGGGUUACAAGAAGGCUUUGGAGGGUCUUUGUUUGCUAUUUCAUUGAUCUUAGCAUGCAUUGUGAUGUACGAUGCAACUGGUGUAAGACUCCAGGCUGGGCGCCAGGCAGAGGUGUUAAAUCAAAUUGUAUAUGAACUUCCUUCUGAACAUCCUCUGGCUGAAAGCAGACCAUUGCGUGAACUUCUUGGUCAUACCCCUCCUCAGGUCAUUGCCGGUGGGUUACUUGGUAUUGUCACAGCAGUUAUGGGCCAUGUAAUCAUCUUCUUCAGUGGGCAAUCUUAGGCUCAAGUGGAUCGCAUAUAUCAUCAUCAUACACAUCUCUAACACUUGAUCAUGCCACAGAACAGAACUCAUCUGGCAUAUCUGUGACCAUAAUCAUUUUCUGAAUUUGAAUGCGUAGACUUUGGUUUUAACUUACCAUAUUCUUCCGUUGAACUAUCAUCUCUUCAUUCAAAACGGUAGCAUUUCUGCAAUGUAAUUUGAUUGAUUGAUUGAAUCAUUAGUUGUGAAUUGUGAUAUAAUGGAAAUGUCUGCUAAAUAUCAGCCAUGAAGUUGGCAAAAAUAUUUGCAUCUAACAUGCUAAGUUUGAU